Messenger RNA from Cinara cedri, 3564 nucleotides. Lineage: Eukaryota; Metazoa; Arthropoda; Insecta; Hemiptera; Aphididae. The record is from the annotation of a GenBank genome assembly.
AUGACUGAUGAAUCAAAAAGAGAUUAUGAAUAUGUCGAUGAGUACGGAGAGUUUGAAGGCCAUGAAUUCGUGCCAGAAGAGGAAGAAGACGACCAGUUCGAAAUCGACAUCACGAAACGCGCAGUGGCUGAAUUAGGGGUGGGUACCUAUUGGUACUUAUAACUAAAGAAAACCUAUUGGUAUUCCUCAGUUAUAAGAAACAUUUUUUUUUUUUAAAGAGCUGAUAUUGCUUAUAAGUUCACUAUUAUCAUAGGUGGAAAGUUGAGAAUAUAGGAUACAUAAAGUUGUUAUAUUUAUUUCUUUAAAAAAAGAUAAACCAUCACGAUUUUCAUCAAAAUUUGAUCUUUAACUAUGAUAAAAAUAAACAAUUACAUUGCAUUUAUUUAUUUUUUAAUAUAUAAACAACUUACAAAGAACCUGUUGUUAAAUGUUUAAGCAUUUUUGUAGGUUUAAACAAUUGUAUCUACAUAGUAGCUUUCAAAUAAAAAUUACGCAAAAAUCUCUUAAACAUAAAAAAAAACUGAUUAAUCUUCAAAAUAUUAUAAUCGUACGUAAAAACGGUAUUUUCCCGUGAAUGAGUUUCGGGCAGUGGAUUACUGAAAAAGUUUUAUCAUAAAGGUGGUUAUUAAAAUUAAAAGAGCUGAUAAUUUUAAGUUAAACAAUUGUAUACACAAAAAUAACCACAAAUAGCUCAACAACUCUUUGAACAUUUGUAUGAGUUUCGAAAAAGCUAAUAAAAGUAUUCUGUGAAAAUUGCAGCUCUCAACGCGAUAAUUCAUGUAACUAAUUUAAAACAAAAAAAACCAUAAUCAAUGGAUAUCGUAAAUUUUCUUCCGGGUUUUCCCGAUUAUUAUGAAAAUUGGUUGGAAAAUUAAAAAAACUACCUCUUUAUGAUUAGGUAUCUUGUUAGUUUUUGAUUGGUGCAAGAUUUCUGGUAGAAAAGUCCUUUAAAGAUAAAAAAAAAAAAAAAACACAUACACCCAUCAUAGUCAGACCAAUUCCUUGUUAUGCUCAGAAUUCAAAAUAAUAUCGUAUAAAACUCCGUAGUGAACGGAUGUUCACUGUAUAAAUUAUUUAAAACAUGAGUACGAUAGUUAACGGUCGUUUUACAUAGAAUACCAUCUAAAACAGGUAUAUUAUUUAAUAUAUAAUGGUCUUUAAAUUGGAUUAAUUAAAAAUCGAAUAAACAGUCGAAUAAUAUUAUCGUUUUUGUUUCUGUGUACUCUGCGUAUUGUAGGCUUUUGAUGGUGAACGUAAUAGUAAAAACCAGCGGCACGGAUUCGGCAAAGCUAUUUUACCGAAUGGUGACACUCACGAGGGAACGUAUAGAAACGAUCAACGACACGGAUAUGGGGAAUAUAAAUUCAAAAACGGUGGGAGAUACAAUGGUUGUUAUAAAAAUGAUUUGAGAAACGGUCAAGGAGUAAUGCAAUACCCGGAUAAAUCUAAAUACGAAGGUAUUGAUAUUAUUAUAUUGUAUUUUUUGCAAGUAGUUUGUUAAAAGGUUAAGUUAGGUGACACUGUUAAGUGAUGGCAUGUAGAACAUUUUUAUUGUUUAAGGCUCAGGCAACGUCUAUAUGUACCAGUGUUACUACCAUCACAGGUCACCACCACCUAUCGUAUAAACAAAUCGGUAACAAAAUGUUUAUAGGUAUACCGGUGAUGUAAAUUAUCACCGACAUUUUUUUUUCGAAUUCUACAUGAAUUUUUUCAAGAUCAUUUCCAAAAAACUCAUACAUUUUGAAUAUUUAAAUCCAAUCAAAUUUUUUUGUAGUAAAUAUAUUAUUAUGAUUUACUUUUAUAUUUAUACCCAACAAAAACCCUCCGUCAACUAUAUGUAAAAAUCUCGCUAAGAAAAAAAAAACUCAAGUUAGAAUAGUUAAGAUAUCAGAAAGAGGCUAAGUAACUUAAGUUCAUUAGUAUAGAAAUUGUUUAUAAUUGCUUGCAUUUGAUGAAAUACGGUAAUUCAAUACAAAUAAUUUAACUUAACUUGGCGGCUACUAAUAUUUACGACUACAAAUAAAGAUACAAAGCUGACAUAAAUAUUUACAUCGCCAUUUUAUAAUUUAUUAAUAUUAUCAUAAUACUAUGAGUAUCCGUCAAGCUAAGUUACAUAAUUUGUAUUCAAUUAUCACACUUCAUCAAAUACAAACAAUUAUAAACAAUUUUUGUACUAAUGAAUUUAAUAAAUUACACAAAUGAUUUAUAAAAUUGAAACAAAUCAUGUACGCAAAGCUAUACUAGGUUUGAGUUAUUCAGUAUGUUAUUAAAUAUUCACUAAAUUACGAGACACAAUAAUUAUUAUGACGAAAAAAGUUAAAACUGACGAAUAACAGUUUUUUCACUAGAUUUUAAAUUAACAAAUUUUCAAGCUCAUAUUCCAAGAUAUUUAUUCAUAAUCGUCAAUGUUCUACGGUUCUAUACAAAAUUGGACUGGCUCGAACCACCAGUUCGCGAUCGAGAUAUAAAUCCCGUUUUGAUUUCUCAUUAUAUUAAAAAAAAAAGAAAUGUUUGGGGAUGGGAAACUAUUUUUUUUUUAUUUCCAACGACUUUGAGCGAGAUCAAAAUUGUUUUCCAAAUUGUGAAGUAAGCCUCUCUAACUCAGUGCGAUACUGAUUAACAUUUCCGAUCACGUUAUUUAAACCAAAAACGAAAAAUUUUUCUUUAUGGUUUUAUUUUUCGAUAAAGGCCAUUGGGUCGAUAACGAAAAGGACGGAAAUGGAACCUUUACGUUCAGUAACAAGGACAAGUUUUCCGGUUCAUGGAAAAACAAUGUAGAACACGGCGACGGGACAUAUUCGUUUUUUAAAUCGAAAGUCGUUCUCAAGGGCGUGUGGUCGAACGGGAAAAGGGUUUCGAAUUUUCAAUUUUACUUUCCCACAAGUGCAUCGUCCGGGUUUACUUUUCACGGCACGUGGGACGACAACGAAAACGUACGCCUCUUUCUUACCGUCGUAUUUUACUUCGUACACGCAGCUCGAUAAUAGUAUAAUAGAAUUAAUGUUGUUAUUAUUAUUUUUUUUUUUUUUAAGUUCGCCGGCGAAGGAUAUUUUGUUUUCGAAGAUUCAAUGUGCAUGCAACGAGGUAUUCACGUAAACUAUAAUAAUUACGGUACAGCUGGUACAAGUGGCAAAAUCGGUAAGCAAAUAACUAGUUAGGUAUAUAACAAUGAAUACAUUUUUUUUGAAAAUAUCAAAAAUAUUUGCAGUAUAACAUAUCAUUAUAAUAUAUAUUUACGUCGAUGGCAUGGAGUAAAAUUAUACGUUAAAUAUAUUACUACGCACAGGACCUGUGUGGUGUUCGAAUAAUAUUCUGCCAAUCAUAACUGGUUUGUUGCCCGGUCUGCCGAAAAAGAAACCGGGGCUGAAAAAAAGCCUGUCUUCUUGCGAAAAAGUAGGAGAAAUCACCGAUCCGCCCGUUAUCGGAAGCGUGUCUACGUCAUCGAGCCGUGUGGAAAUGUACGUGUUAAAAGACGAUUUGUGGACCGAUAUGGAUGAACUAGAAUCCUGCGAAGAAAGCGACGUUAAACAAGGCGUCAAUGAGAACGAUAUUGAACAAUUGUAA